AAGGGGCAUCCUUGAGCUCUGGAUCUGUCUUUUCCGGUUACCCCAAGGGCUUUGGUUCUUUGUCGUCGUCUCCGUCAAGGCAUUUCCUUUCAGUUCAGAGGCCGCUUCGCUCCUGGUGGGGUCGACUUGGCGGGCAGCCCUGUGACGGCGGGUCGGGGUGCGUGACGCUGGCAGAGGGAGACCGCCGCCGCCACCGUCGCCACCACCUGCUGGGACUCUGUGAGGACCCCCCUCCCAGCCCUAGGCGGACUCCGCACAACUUAGCAGCAAAGCCUCUUCUUUGCCCCCCACUUCGCUUCCACAGACGGUGCUGAGAGAGAAUCAUGAAAGAAGAAGUGAAGGGAAUUCCUGUAAGAGUGGCACUGCGAUGUCGCCCUCUGGUCCCCAAAGAGAUCAGUGAGGGCUGCCAGAUGUGCCUGUCCUUUGUACCUGGGGAACCUCAGGUGGUGGUUGGCACUGAUAAAUCCUUUACCUACGAUUUUGUAUUUGAUCCCUCUACUGAACAAGAGGAAGUCUUCAGUACAGCAGUAGCACCACUUAUAAAAGGCAUAUUUAGAGGAUACAAUGCUACUGUCCUGGCAUAUGGGCAGACUGGCUCUGGAAAAACCUACUCUAUGGGAGGUGCAUAUACUGCAGAGCAGGAGAAUGAACCAACAGUUGGGGUCAUCCCUAGGGUAAUACAGCUACUCUUUAAAGAGAUUGAUAAAAAGAGUGACUUUGAAUUUACUCUGAAAGUGUCAUACUUGGAGAUUUAUAAUGAAGAAAUCUUGGAUCUUCUAUGCCCAUCUCGUGAGAAAGCCUCUCAAAUCAGUAUACGGGAGGAUCCUAAGGAAGGCAUAAAGAUUGUGGGACUCACUGAGAAGACUGUUUUAGUUGCUCUGGAUACUGUCUCCUGUUUGGAGCAAGGCAAUAACUCUAGGACUGUGGCCUCCACAGCUAUGAACUCUCAAUCAUCCCGAUCUCAUGCCAUCUUCACCAUCUCCAUAGAGCAAAGAAAGAAAAAUGACAAGACUAGCAGCUUUCGUUCGAAACUGCAUCUUGUAGACCUUGCUGGAUCAGAAAGACAAAAGAAAACCAAAGCUGAAGGGGAUCGUCUAAAAGAGGGCAUUAAUAUUAACCGAGGCCUCCUAUGUUUGGGAAAUGUAAUCAGUGCUCUUGGAGAUGACAAAAAAGGUGGCUUUGUGCCCUACAGAGAUUCCAAGCUGACUCGACUACUUCAAGAUUCUCUAGGUGGUAAUAGCCAUACACUCAUGAUAGCCUGUGUUAGUCCUGCUGACUCCAAUCUAGAGGAAACAUUAAAUACUCUUCGCUAUGCUGACAGAGCAAGAAAAAUCAAGAACAAACCUGUUAUUAAUAUUGAUCCACAGACAGCUGAACUUAAUCAUCUGAAGCAACAGGUACAGCAACUACAGGUCUUGCUGCUACAAGCCCAUGGAGGCACUCUACCUGUGUCUAUAAAUAUGGAACCAUCAGAAAAUCUACAAUCCUUGAUGGAGAAGAAUCAUUCCCUGGUAGAAGAGAAUGAAAAAUUAAGUCGUGGCCUGAGUGAGGCAGCUGGUCAGACAGCCCAGAUGUUGGAGAGAAUCCUUUUGACAGAGCAAGCAAAUGAAAGAAUGAAUGCCAAGCUAGAAGAGCUCAGGCAUCAUGCAGCCUGUAAAGUGGAUCUUCACAAAUUAGUAGAGACUUUAGAAGACCAGGAAUUAAAAGAAAAUGUAGAGACUAUUCGUAACCUGCAGCAAGUGAUUACACAGCUAUCGGAUGAAACUAUUGCUUGCAUGACUGCGGCUAUCGAUACUGCAAUAGAACCAGAAUCUCAAGAGAAAACCAGUCCAGAGACCAGCAGAUCUUCUGAUGGUUUUACCACUCACCAUGCUCUACGUCAAGCUCAGAUGUCUAAGGAGUUAGUUGAGUUGAAUAAAGCUCUUGCAAUGAAAGAGGCCCUAGCCAAGAAGAUAACUCAGAGUGAUAACCAACUACUGCCUAUUCAGUUCCAGUACCAGGAUAACAUAAAGACUCUAGAAUUAGAAGUUAUCAAUCUACAAAAAGAAAAGGAAGAAUUGAUUCUUGAACUUCAAACAACUAAGAAGGAUAUCAACCAAGCCAAGUUGAGUGAGCGUCGUCGCAAACGUCUCCAAGAGCUAGAAGGUCAAAUAGCUGAUCUGAAGAAGAAGCUUAAUGAACAGUCCAAACUUCUGAAGCUAAAAGAAUCUUCAGAGAAUACUGUCUUCAAACUGAACCAGGAGAUACAGGUGAUGAAAACCCAGCGAGUACAGUUAAUGCGUCAGAUUAAAGAGGAUGCUGAGAAGUUUAGACAGUGGAAGCAUGAGAAAGACAAGGAAGUGAUUCAGUUAAGAGAACGAGAUCGCAAACGGCAAUAUGAACUGCUCAAACUUGAAAGAAACUUUGAGAAACAGGCUAAUAUUCUCAGACGUAAAACUGAGGAGGCAGCAGCUGCCAACAAGCGUCUCAAAGAUGCUCUCCAAAAACAGCGGGAGGUUGCAGAUAAGCGGAAAGAGACUCAUGGCCGCGGAAUGGAAAACACUGCAGCUCAAGUGAAAAAUUGGCUUGGAAAUGAAAUUGAGAUUAUGGUCAGUACUGAGGAAGCCAAACGCCAUCUCCAUGACCUUAUUGAAGAUCGAAAGAUCCUCGCUAAGGAUGUGGCUCAACUCAAAGAAGUGAAUGACUCUGGGGAGAAUCCGCCUAAUAAACUCCGGAGACGUACAUUCUCACUUGCUAAAGUGCAUCAUCCAGGUAAAGAGGAUUCCAUUACAAAAGAGAUUGAAAGCCUCGAGACUGAAAUGGAACUCAGAAGUGCACAAAUUGCUGAUCUACAGCAGAAGUUGCUGGAUGCAGAGAGUGAAGACAGGCCUAAACACCGCUGGGAAAAUAUUGCUACCAUUAUGGAAGCCAAAUGUGCCCUGAAAUAUUUAGUUGCAGAGUUAGUCUCCUCCAAAAUACAAGUAAGCAAGCUUGAAAGCAGCCUGAAACAGAGCAAGGCCAACUGUGAUGACAUGCAGAAGUUGCUGUUUGAUGAGCGAAAUCAUUUUACUAUAGUAAAAAUAGAGUUGCAGGAUAAGCUGGUCAGAGCGGAGCAACAGCACCAAGAGAAGGUGCUGUACCUUCUUAGCCAGCUUCAGCAAAGUCAAAUGACAGAAAAACAACUGGAGGAGUCAGCCAGUGAAAGGGAACAACAGUUGCUGAGUACACUGAAAUGCCAAGAUGAAGAACUUGAGAAGAUGCGAGAAGUGUGUGAGCAAAAUCAGCAGCUUCUCCAAGAGAAUGAAAUCAUCAAACAGAAAUUGACCCUCCUUCAAGUAGCCAGCAGACAGAAGCCUCAUCUUCCUAAGGAUCUCCUUCAGUCUCCAGACUCUUCAUUUGAAUAUGUCCCACCAAAGCCCAAACCAUCCCGUCUUCUUAAAGAAAAGUUCCUAGAGCAAAGCAUGGACAUUGAAGAACUAAAACAUUCAGAGCAUUCAGUGGAUGAACCUGAGGAUGACGAUGUUGAUGAUGGGGAUGAUGAAGAGUGGAAGCCAACAAAGCUAGUUAAGGUGUCAAAGAAGAACAUUCAAGGGUGUUCCUGCAAGGGCUGGUGUAGAAACAAGCAGUGUGGGUGCAGAAGACAAAAGUCAGACUGUGGCAUCGACUGCAGUUGUGAUUCCACAAAAUGUAGAAACCGUCAGCAAGGCAAGGAUAGCAUGGUCACUGUUGAAAGCACACAGGAUGCUGAGGGCUCCUUCAAACUGGAAGAUCCCACAGAGAUCUUGAAAGAGAUGUGUGAUGUGGAACAGGUGCUAUUAAAGAAGACAGAUCCAGCUUCCUCCUCCCUUAGCCUCUCAGAGUUGAAGCAUGCAGCAACAGAAUCUCAAGAAAAUAAAGCUCCAGGGAAGAAAAAGAAACGGACUUUAGCCAGCAAUGCCAGCUUUUUCUCUGGCUGCUCCCCUGUUGAAGAAGAAGCCCAUUGAGGCUAGACUUGUCAUUUCUGCCACAGUCUGGCUUGAGACAGUCCUCCAAGUUAUAGCCAGAAGAGUUUUGUUUUUUAUGAUUCAUCUGGAUUUCAGUUUUCUUCUUUUUGAGAAAAAGAACAGUAUAUUAUAGAAAGAGAAGAAACCUUCAUUGGAUGUUGACACUCUGUCUCCUUCCCCCAACCCUAGACUACUACUCUCUUGUCUUCAGAAAGGUGCUAAGCUACCUGCUGAAGAAAGGACAAACUCAGCUUUCUGUUAACUCAACAGGAACCAGUCCCUAGUAAUAUUUUCUGUCCUGAUUUUCUCUGGAUUGUGUCUUAACUAUUCCUUCAGUUUCCUUCUGUGUUGCUAAGGUAAAUGAAAUCUUUCAAAAUGUUAAUGUUAAAUAAAUAAAUCUUAGUACA
Messenger RNA from Erinaceus europaeus (western European hedgehog), 4369 nucleotides. It is a transcript of the gene KIF4A, whose product is annotated as kinesin family member 4A. The record is from RefSeq and is a predicted model, not a curated record. Bases 324 to 3962 code for a protein of 1212 amino acids. The transcript is spliced from 30 exons. Gene Ontology annotation, molecular function: microtubule binding; microtubule motor activity; ATP binding. NCBI's taxonomy places the organism in Eukaryota, Metazoa, Chordata, Mammalia, Eulipotyphla, Erinaceidae. Gene Ontology annotation, biological process: microtubule-based movement; mitotic spindle organization.